AUGGACUUCCUCAACAAAGCCAAGCACGCAGCUGAACUCUACGCCGGUGGCGACACGAGCAAAAGCCACACGAAGAGCCACAAGGACAAAUCGGGCAGCGGCUCCGUGUUCACCAAGGCGGCCGACGCGGCCGAGAAGUAUCAUGCAAAGGAAAAGGUCGCGGAGUUUGCUCAGAAACGGGUGGCCAAGCGCGACAUGGCCAAGCAGCAGCCAGGCUACGUGGACAAGAAGGACAAGUCGGCGAUCGACAAGGCUGUGGAGGCGGCCGAGGACUUCCUGGCGAAGCAGCAGGGCCAGGCCAAGGGGCACCACUCGGGCGGGAAGAAGGACCAGCACAAGGAAGAGGGGACGACGACCUUGUAG
Messenger RNA from Peronospora matthiolae, 363 nucleotides. NCBI's taxonomy places the organism in Eukaryota, Oomycota, Peronosporomycetes, Peronosporales, Peronosporaceae. The record is from the annotation of a GenBank genome assembly.